Messenger RNA from Macrobrachium nipponense, 2582 nucleotides. RefSeq lists its product as uncharacterized. The record is from RefSeq and is a predicted model, not a curated record. The transcript has 13 exons. NCBI's taxonomy places the organism in Eukaryota, Metazoa, Arthropoda, Malacostraca, Decapoda, Palaemonidae. Bases 1 to 2571 code for a protein of 856 amino acids.
AUGAUGAGUGCCCUUUGGGUAGGAGUCGUCAUCAGUUUGGGGACUUCGAGCAUAAGCAACAAUGCCUCGCCUGUUUCUAUAGGCCUAAUUCAUCCAUAUACUGACACAGUCGUAGGACUUUCAACCACGAAAGGAAGCGAAGUGUGUGAUGUCACGCCUUCCACUGAUGUCAGCGAGAUUUCUUGGCAAAUUACCUCGCAGCAAAUGCUUUUCCAGAUUCAAAGGCUUCCCGAACACCGCGGAAAGAGAAGUAGUCCACUCUGGGCGUUUGCGCAGCCAGAAGAACGUACUGUCAUUUUGGCAGGAAGGAACUGUGAUUGGACUGUUUCUUCUGGGAAAACUGUACCUCUCACUAAUGACAUCACACUGCCAGCACAUGCUGAUUGCUGGCAAAAUGUCGUCGUUGUUCAGUGCCACGGUUCUGUGUCUUUGUCUUGUCGUCCUGUGCGUUGGGAACAACAAAGCCUGGGCGGCUAUGGAGGUCGCCAUCGAUCCCAGCCUAUUAAUCAAACAACGAACGGGAGACUUCACAGCAGAGCAGCAGGUGGCUCGCAAUCGGACAAAAAAGGCGUAAGGUCGACGGUCGCGCUAAACCUAGAGGAAGGCAGAAAUAUGACUGGAAUCAGUGACAUCCUCGAAAGAAUGAUUGGAAAUUCCCAGUGCUGGUCACUCCUCCUCGACCUGACGAACGAUGCGGACAUCGUCUUGCGGUUCGUGGGUAAAUCCAACUUGUACUUCUGGCCAACAGUUCGAGUCUUCGUUGUCGGUUCGAAAGGAAACAUGAAUGUCUUUUUAAGAAACGCAUCCCUGAGGAACGCUCUCCGAACGUAUUAUCUCUCAUUAGAUGAGAGAACCAUUACUGCUAUUCGCAGUUUGUCUUACGGACCUAGAUCUAACAACUCUACACCAGUCUCGGAUUUUGCCACGAAAUUAGCUCGAAACAGAGUUAACUUCAGUGAUGGUGUUGUAGAAGGAAGAGCAGAAAUCUACUUCCGCUGCAUAUAUUGUGAGAAAGGCAAUCCCGGUGUUAGGAAGCUUCUUCAAUGGAAUCUCGCGGAAACAUUGAGUCCUGUUCCAGACUUUCCCGAUGAGACCAUCAAUUUCAACGGCCAUCAGUUCAAUAUUGUCUGCAAGAAAAGAAUUCCUCUGACCGACGUCGACAAAAAUUGGGGAGGACCAGCGGGCACAGUGGGACCUCUCGACUCCCUCGACGUCCGCAUCAAUAACGCCGUUUCCAGAAAGCUGAAUUUCACGUACCUCCUCCGGGAGCCGUGGGACGACGAAUGGGGGUUGCUGGGGCCCGGGGGUAACUUCAGCGGCAUCGUGGGCACCCUGCAGUACGAAAAGGCGGACUUUUCCUUCAUGCUGACGGCGACGCCCGGGAGAAGCAGGGUGAUGGACUACUCCCGGGUGUAUGCGGGCGAUCCUUUCGUCAUUGUCUCCUUGAAGCCUCAGGCCUUGCCUCGUUACUUAGCCAUCGUGAGGCCGUUCACAAGUAAGAGAUUUACUUUGCUCUCCGGAAAUCGUUUCCAUCAUCUGUCUCGUCCUAUAGUCUGGGUAUGGAACAGCGUCCUCAUCUCCUGUCUGUUCACUGGAGUCGUCCUGUGGCUGAUCGAGAAGAUACGCUGGUCCUUCUCCGGAGCAAAGGCGAUGUCCCUCUCUAAUUCUCUGCUCUACACUGUCAGGAUGGUUCUUAUCAACCCGCCCGAGAUUCUUCCAACGCACUUGGCCAGUCAGGUAAGGUUGACAACGACGAUAUGGAAAAAUACGAUUGAAUUAUUCAAUCAAAACAAAAUUUGCUUGACGCAUUAUCGACUAAUACUUAAAAGUGUUAAUAUCCCAUACGAAAUGAUUCAGGUUAUCCUUCUGAUCCUUUUCUUUUUCCAGUUCCUAUUCGGAAUCUGGUCGGUGGCAAGUUUGGUGAUUGUCAUUGGGUACCAGUCGGCACUCAUUGCUCACUUGACGGUGGUGGUCAGGUCGUCAGCUAUAAACACUUUCGAUGAUCUUUACAAAAGGGAAGGGCAGAAGUGGGGAUGGAUCGAGUACAGUGGAACAGCCAUCGCGUAUGUAUCCGAAAAUCCUGACCCCAUCGUUCAGGAGAUUUACAAAAAACUGGAGAUUCACCCCCUGGGAGCGCAAAUGGACUUGAUACUGGCAGGGCAUUACUCACACGUAACACGUAAGACCAUCGUGUGGGUGGACUUUCUGAAAGCCGAACGUCGAGGACUACCAGUAUACAUGAGUACCACAGAAUACCCAGUCUUCGGGGGAUACGGAUGGGGUUUCCGAAAAGGCGCCCCAUUUCGAGAUGCCAUUGACAAAAUGAAACAGCGACUGAUAGAGGCAGGCCUCAUUGAUCGCUGGUUGAAUGAAGUCAUUAAAGUUCAGGUGGAGGUGUCGGAGAGAAAGGAAUUCAACGGAACUCUGAUAACAAGACAGGCUAAUGAGAAGGAACAACGCGCCCUAAGUUUGGAGAAUCUGCAGGGGUCCUUCUAUCUCCUGAUUAUUGGAUACUGGAUCGCGGUGCUGGUGCUUCUGCUGGAAAUCACCCGCCGCUAUUACACCCGUUAAACCUCCAGUGU